UUUACAUUCUCCAGGGAGAAGCCAAAGCCUUAGUUACUAAACUCAGAGGGAGAUGAACCAGGCACAAACUCUGCUGCUUGAUGGUCUCAUCAAGACAAAGCAUGUCCACAAAGCUGCCCUUAUCAGACUAUCCGACAUGAAUGUGAUGACAUCAACACAAGGCUUUGGUAUUCAGAACUGGGCCUCAGUCAUUGUCCAAGCCUUCUUCAACAACCCGGCCCAAAUGCGAAAGGAAGGGCAGUACUUUUAUGACCGGUAUUAUAAAUGCUUCCGAGCAGAUGGCAACUCCAUCUACCUUAAAGCAAAAGAAGAGGGAGUGAUACUAGUUAAAACAGCAAGCUUUGUCCUGGUCGGAACAUAUUGCCAAGGCAUGUACCCCAGUGUCUGCGUCGAGGCAGUGGAGAAACUAGCAGACUACCUGAGAGCAAAAGGGAACUGAAGAAAGUAAAGAAGAAGGAAAAGAGCAACAGAACUUUCUACUCAAAAUUCUUGCUUGGCACAACCAGGAGAAAAAGAAAUGUCCCUUUCUGAACAACACAAUGGGUUCCCUGCAGGUCAGUCUCAAUGGACGUGUCCUUUGGAGGCACACAGGAGAAUACCCAGCAUCAUCAUUAAACACUUUCAAAGUGUAGACAAGUAUCUUGAGGUGGAAUUGAAUUACUAUUUCCAGAGAAAGAUAUAGCAGGCAAGCAUGGGCGGAGACGGACACCAUUUCCUUGCUAUUAACCUGCAACGAAAAGGAAACCGGCUGAGGUUGGCAGAGCUGUUGCCACGACAACGACAAGUCCCUUGUUGAGAAAAAGGACCACCAGGUUGCCAAGGCAAUGGACCACUGGGCUUCCAUGGGGAAUUUCCUGUCAGAGCCAGCUCUACCGUUGGACGGAGUAAGGUAGCAGCUUAAAAAUGCAGCAAACCGUUGUUUCCUUGGUUUUAUUCUCAAGAAGAGGCAGUUCUGGGAUUUUGCUUUGCCUCAGUUACAACUUGGAUUGCCUUUGGUCCCCUUGCUGCCAGACGUAAAUAAUGUUUUCUAUCAAAUCUUGGGUGCACAUUGUCUUUGCCAUGCCAAGUAAUAAACAGGGCGGCUUUUUUCAAGCUGAAGACUGUAACCGGCCACAGACUGGCAUGCCAGGGUUGUGCUACUUUGAAAGCAGAGUUUCAUGCCAUUUUGAAAGCAGACAGGUCCAAAGGAGUGGGUGAGCAAGGAGGAGUAAUUUUAAAUUUGAGUUAAUGUUAAUUUGUAAAUCUUCAAUAAAUGUGGUUAAUAGUA
This is a messenger RNA of Pantherophis guttatus, 1267 nucleotides long. It is a transcript of the gene PFN4, whose product is annotated as profilin family member 4. Gene Ontology annotation, cellular component: cell cortex. Gene Ontology annotation, molecular function: actin monomer binding. Lineage: Eukaryota; Metazoa; Chordata; Lepidosauria; Squamata; Colubridae. The record is from RefSeq and is a predicted model, not a curated record.